Halichondria panicea is the source of this 1231-nucleotide messenger RNA. RefSeq lists its product as uncharacterized. The transcript has 5 exons. Gene Ontology annotation, molecular function: protein binding. NCBI's taxonomy places the organism in Eukaryota, Metazoa, Porifera, Demospongiae, Suberitida, Halichondriidae. The coding region runs from base 149 to 1036 and encodes 295 amino acids. The record is from RefSeq and is a predicted model, not a curated record.
GUCUGAUAGGAUAUUAAUCACAACGGGCAAGAGUAUAUAGAAGCUAGCUGCAAUGAAAUAUUGAACCUCUUGCCAGAAAUCAGAUCUACUUCAUAUAUACUGCACAAUAACAACAAAGUUACAAACUGAAAGGGAGAGAGUUUAAAGAAUGGGAGUCUCAGUGAAACAGUCCUGUCCUGGACUCCAAGUUGGAGUAGUAGUAGUAGUAGUCAUGAUGCUUUUCGAUGUGAGCAGAGCACAAUUCUCCUUGAGCCCUGUAAUAGCUUGUCCAAUGGAAAACGUCACUUUCACAUGUACUGCACUUGGAAGUGAAAUAGAGUGGUCUCUUCCAAAUGGCAUCUUAGUUACACUUAAUGGCGUUGCUGAAGACAUCAAUAAGGAAUUUGUCGAGUUUAAUGUGUACAUCAUUGUCGUUACUGGACUCAAUGCAACUGCUAUAACAUCUACUUUGACCACAGUAGCAGAGAAUGGGGUCACCUUGUCCUGUAGAGGAGUAGACCCAUUGGAAACAGUUGGAAGUAGCACAAUUCAACUCGCUGAUCCUCCAGGACAACCUGUCAACAUUCAGCACCUUGUUCUGGACAGUAGUACAGAUGAAGUAGCAAUGGUGUCAUUGCAAUGGGAUCCUCCUGCCGAUGAUGGUGGAGUAGCUAUUCAGUUUUAUAUGGUGUCGAUAUCACCUUUGGCACAGUUCUCUGAAUCGAUAAUCACAACGACUUCAGCCACUGUGACUGCUGACUAUUCUGUACGCUACACCGUGAGCAUUGUGACUACCAACUGUGCUGGCAAUAGCACUGCUACGGAGUACAUCUUCACUAUAUGCCCUCCCACUCCGCUGUCUCCUGAUGUGUCAACUGGUGCUGCUGUUGGGAUCACAUUGUCUUUGUCGUCAGUUUUCUUCGCAUUGCUUGGAAUACUGAUUGGAGUAUUAGUGAUGUAUGGGAUCAAUCGCUGUACACCUCGGGACUGUAAUUGUUGCAAAGAACCAGAAAUAAAGGUUGAAGAAACUGAGCUAAAGAUUUCUAGCCAACAAUAAAACUACUAAAUACUCGUCCAAAUAUACUUGUAAAGCUUGUACACACCACACCAUACAGUUAUAGAAUAUCAGUCUACUUGUUCAUAGUCACUAUCAGCUUCAGCUAUUGUCGGUCUCUUUGUGACAACAUUAUAUGCUUCAUUUUGUUGAAAUGCCACUGUGAUAUGACUUUGAUCAAUUUGUUGAGUUGUACCA